Messenger RNA from Dromaius novaehollandiae (emu), 1223 nucleotides. It is a transcript of the gene ANKRD37, whose product is annotated as ankyrin repeat domain 37. The transcript has 5 exons. Lineage: Eukaryota; Metazoa; Chordata; Aves; Casuariiformes; Dromaiidae. Gene Ontology annotation, molecular function: protein binding. Gene Ontology annotation, cellular component: cytoplasm; nucleus. The record is from RefSeq and is a predicted model, not a curated record. The coding region runs from base 146 to 661 and encodes 171 amino acids.
UUCCCCUUUUACAGCUUGCAGAAGCCGAUUUAGUGCAAAGUGCUGCGCAGAGAGCCGUGGGGCGCGCAGGGCUUCUUGCUGGGCCUCGCUGCGUUGGCUACCCCGCUGCUGCAGAGCAAGUCGUGCUCAGCAAAAGGGAGAGACAAUGUUGAUGCUGGAUUGCAAUUCAGAGUCUGGCAGUUUCAGCAAUCUGUUUGAGGCAGGAACUGGUGUGAACGCACCUGCAGAUGCCUUUGGUCAGUCUCCAGCUCACUUGGCUGCUUGUGGCGGUGAAGCUUUUUUCCUACUUUGGCAACUACAGACAGGAGCGAAUAUGAACCAACAGGAUUGCCUUGGAGAAGCCCCAAUUCAUAAAGCAGCAAAAGUUGGAAGUUUGGAAUGUCUUGCUCUCCUUGUAGCAGGUGAUGCCAAAAUUGAUUUGUGCAACAACAGUGGACAAACAGCAGCAGACCUUGCACUGGCUUAUGGCUUUCUGGAAUGUGCCAAGUUCCUCGCAACAAUUCAGCACACUCAAACUAUGAAACUGAGAGGACAGUCUGGCUACACACAGAGUGACAAAUGUGGCUUGCAGAGAGAGAACCCAGCUGCACAGAAGCAAGAACAUGAAAUCAGUGGAUCUGCAAGCAGGAAGAGGAGAAGAUCAGAUGAUGUUAUCGCCUAGCUGACAAAAGAAACAGCUUGUAAUCCCAAAAGGAAAUUAAGAACUUGAAGUUUGAAGAAACAUGACUGGACUAUGAACUGAGCAGCCUAAUCUAUCCUGUUACAUUGUCUCCUUCUGAGGAGGAAAGCUUUAUUUUUACUUCUUAAAGAAGACCUAGAGUAGUUGUAUUCACACAGCUAUACAUAAGUGAGCCUAUUACAACUUCGUCUCUUACAUUUUUUUUCUGUGUAAAUAUGAAAACAACGUUGAUAAAAUUCAGUACAUACAAUGAUUUUUCUCCCACAGUAAACAGUGCCUUUGAACAUGUAUUGCACACAUACUGCACAAUACAGCUGGCUGUAUGGAAUCUGAACGAUAGAAUACAGUUCAUCUUUCGGGCAAGAAAAUUUCGUAAAAUAAAAGGCUCGGGCUUUUAAAGCUUUUUAGCAUAAUAACUUCAUGUUUAUAUAGCAUUUUUAUCUUAGCCGAAAGAAAAGACUAUUAGUUACUUAAUAAAUGUAUUUGUACAGAAAUACAGUUCACAGCAGUUCCAUUAUUUUUAAAGGUAUUUUUUUUUUAAGUU